Molecule: messenger RNA, 3723 nt
Organism: Hipposideros armiger (great roundleaf bat)
Lineage: Eukaryota; Metazoa; Chordata; Mammalia; Chiroptera; Hipposideridae
Gene: SLC30A2
Product: solute carrier family 30 member 2
Exons: 8
Coding region: 672-1805 (377 amino acids)
Biological process (GO): zinc ion transmembrane transport; response to zinc ion
Cellular component (GO): plasma membrane
Molecular function (GO): zinc ion transmembrane transporter activity
Source: RefSeq, a predicted model, not a curated record
UGGAAACCGAUCAAGUUCCCAGGAGUCUCCUGCCUGUGCAGGGGAAGACACAACCCUAGCCUCAGGAGCCACAUUCCUGCCCGCCAGGGGCCCAAAGCGGGUUUCUACAAACCAAGGUCCAAGCACUUCUUGGUAGGACGCUGCCAGCCCCGCAAAGGGAAGAGCUCACGCAGUCAAAGCCCAGUACUAACUCAGUGGAAACGGUUAGGCUUUUCGUUACAAGCCAAAUGGGAUCCCCUCGCCCCAGGGAUGCAGGGGGCCGGUGCCAUCGAUGGCUCCGGGACAUCGAUUGCUGCCGGCCACCUCCUCCCCCUUCCCCGCGGGCUUUUGCACACGACGCGCGGCGGCCCGCUUCACACGGGGUGGCGAGGGCCAGAUAAAGCGGGCGGGCGCGGAGCGCCGAGAGGCGGGGAGCGCUCCGCGCGCAAAGCUGGAACUGGAGCGGCGCUACAGCGGGACCGACCCACGGAGAUCCCAGCACGGCCCGGGCAGGAGCAGGCGCGAGGCGGAGAGGGUGGGCUAGGGGCGCAAGUAGGACGACGGGAACGGCACGCGGGGCUCACCCCGCAGGUGACUCCGCGCCCUCGGGUGUCCCGCUCGCAACUUCCGGACUCACUUCGCUGGGUGUCCGCGCGCCGCUUCCCGACCCAGCGCGUGGCGCGCGGGGCCGCAUGAAGGCCACGGAUAAGCAGCAUCUGUUGGACGCCAGGCGCGGAGCCCGGUCUUACACGGGAUCUCUGUGGCAGGAUGGGACUGGCUGGAUUUCUCUGCCUCCACCUGGCGCGGACUUGCCGGCCCUUGAGCUGGCUGUGGAGAGCAACCAUUACUGUCACACCCAGAAGGGUCCUGGCAGUCACUGUGACCCCAAGAAGGAACGGGCCCGUCUUCAGCUUUAUGUGGCCGCUGCCAUCUGCCUGGUGUUCAUGAUUGGGGAAGUAAUUGGUGGGUACCUAGCACAUAGCUUGGCGAUCAUGACCGACGCAGCCCACCUGCUCACUGACUUUGCCAGCAUGCUCAUCAGCCUCUUCUCCCUCUGGAUGUCCUCCCGGCCGGCCACCAAGACCAUGAACUUCGGCUGGCAGCGAGCUGAGAUCCUGGGAGCCCUGCUCUCCGUGCUGUCCAUCUGGGUCGUGACUGGGGUACUGGUGUACCUGGCAGUGGAGCGGCUGAUCUCUGGGGACUAUGAGAUCGAGGGGGACACCAUGCUGAUAACAGCGGGCUGUGCUGUGGCCAUAAACGUGAUAAUGGGGUUGACUCUUCACCAGUCUGGCCAUGGGCACAGCCACAGCUAUGGAGACAGCCACAACACCAGCGAGCAGCAGGGGAACCCCAGUGUUCGAGCUGCCUUUAUCCAUGUGAUUGGAGACUUGCUGCAGAGCUUGGGUGUCCUGGUGGCAGCCUAUAUUUUAUACUUUAAGCCAGAGUACAAGUACGUAGACCCCAUCUGCACCUUCCUCUUCUCCAUCCUGGUCCUGGGGACAACCUUGACCAUCCUGAGAGACGUGAUCCUGGUGCUGAUGGAAGGGACGCCCAAAGGCGUGGACUUCACAGCUGUGCGGGAUUUGCUGCUGUCGGUGGAGGGGGUGGAAGCCUUGCACAGUCUGCAUAUCUGGGCGCUGACCGUGGCCCAGCCCAUGCUGUCUGUCCACAUAGCCAUUGCUCAGAACACAGACGCCCAGGCUGUGCUGAAGGCAGCCAGCACCCGCCUUCAGGGGAAGUUCCACUUCCACACCAUGACCAUCCAGAUCGAGGACUAUUCUGAGGACAUGAAGGACUGUCAGGCGUGCCAGGGCCCCUCGGACUGACUGCCUGGCCAGGCACCAACUGGGGCAUGGACAGGACUUGCAGAUGGCAGGACCCAGUGUCCCCCAGGUCCAGCCAGGACUCUGUUUACCCCGGCUGUGUUGUAAACUAGAUCCCUCUCCCGCCUCUGCUCCAUGUUCAAUGUGGAGGAGCCUUGCCCACUCCAGGAAGGGGCUCUUCCCCUGCCUCCCCCAUCUGAUUAUGUCCAGCCCCUGGAUGGGGACUCGGCAGGUGGAAAGUUAGUGUGACCCCAGUCUUCUGACUCCUCGGUCAGCUCCUGGUGGGCUGGCUUUGGGUCUAAUCCUCAGCCAAUGCUGUCCUACCACCAGCAAGGCAGUGAGGCACAGUGAGGGGUGCUGGAGCGGGGAAUGGCCCUUGCCUACCCACCUCAUUUCCUGGGAAAACGCUGCCUGGACUUUGUCUUAUGGAUCUGUAAAGAAGCCCAGGAGCAGAGCCCCCUCCCUCUGCCUCUAACAACCGUCUGAUUCGAGGACACCAUGGGGACUGGGGAGUUGUAUCGUGCACUCUACUUGUCCCCCUGAAGUGGGAAGCCAGGGGGCACCCAAGGCCCAUCUGUGUGUUAGUCACUUCAGCUGUGAGCCAAGCAUUUCCCUUUCCUAGCGGGAGGAGGCUUCUGACUAGGUAAGGACCUGGCAGGUUUCCUCUUUCCUUACUCUCCCAGCCCAAGAAGUUGUGUCAACACGAAGAUGCCCUAGCCACAGGUGAGGGGGUACAGAGAUUUCAGCUGGGGUCCCGCCCUAAUCACCUCACAGCUCCUGGGCCGCUUCUCAGCCUGAUGCAUGUCCCAGGGUACUCAGAGCCUGAAACCAGAUUUGAUCAGGCCAGCUCUGUUGCCUGUAUGGCCUGAUCUGCUCAGAACUUGGGGAUAGAGGGCAAAGAGGGGCUGUACAAGCGGGACAAGAGACACUGUGUGAAAGUUCCUGAGUUUGGGGGGUGGCUUGUGUUUACAAGAUUAAGGGGGGAGACCUGUUCCCAGUUUCACAGAGAAGGCAGCAUGCCCAGUUACCAGAUGUCCCUGGUCUAGUGGUCUGUCUGCCAUAACAAGCAAGUGCCCUUAGGCAAGUCAGCCUGGCUGUACCUCAGACUCUCAUCUGAAAAUGUUAACACCUACCUCACAGGGUUGUUGUGAGGACCGAAGCCAAAGUCUGCGAAGCACCUGGUGAGUGAAGAGUAGUUACUUUUAUUUUUAUCUUGGAAAGAUGCAUCCUGAGGCUGCCUUGCUUUGGAGCCAGGUGGGUUUCCCAGCCUCCCCAGAGACAGCUCUGAGUUGGUCUUGAUUCUGACCCUUGGCAGGAGGAGGAAGGGUUGGCCACUGGCCUCCCUCUCUGAGCCUCUGUCUUCCCAUCUAUGAAAUGACCCCUCUGUGCCUUUCCAGCACUGUCAUCCAGGGUAGCCUGUGAUCUAGGUCAGCAGGUUCUUCAGCCCCUCAAAAUCUGUGGGAAGUCAUUUGGUUUGGCUUAGAAGUGUGUGUGUGUGUGGGAUAGCUGAAGGUUGCCCUCUACUCCACCCCAAUCUCAAGGGACUCAACUCCUCCCCCUUCCCCCUCAGCUAUGGCAGGCCCCAGGAACCUGGAUCCUGAGCUUUACUGUAUGCCAGGUCCUUAGACCCCUCUCCAGACAGUCAUUGCGUUGCUCCAUGUUUACAGAUGAGAAAAUGGAGAAGGCUCAGAGAGGUUGAGUCAUUUGCCUUAAGUCACACAGCCAGUGUGAGGAAGGUCUGGGGUUUCUGCCUCAUUCCCUCAGGCCUGCCAUACAGCAGGGCUGGGGACUUGCUCUGGGCUGCGUAUUGUUACAGUGUGAGUCCUUGGGCCUGGCAGUGCCCUCCCCACAGGCAAGGCUAUGCCAAGGCAGCUCCAUGUUCUGGGUAGCAUUCUGUGUGCCACAGCUGUGAAUGGGGCUG